AUGUACAUCACAGGCAAGCGAUGCUCCAAUGGGGAGUGCAGAAUCGGCGAGGACGAGGAGAUGGCGAUGAGCGACGACACGAAUUUCCUGGACUUGUCACGGCUAAGGUCUUUCACAGUGUUUGGUGAGUGGAGAUCAUUCUUCAUCUCCACCGAUGUGAAGAUGAGACUGCUUAGGGAGCUGGAUCUAGAGGACACAACUUCAGGUUUAACAGAUGGCGAGAUCGAGCAGAUAAUUAAACAACUGCCUCGGCUCAAGUUCCUCUCCCUACGAGGAUGCAAAGAUAUUAUCCAUCUGCCGGAAUCAUUGGGUGGUCUUAGGCAGCUGCAGACUCUGGAUAUUAGACACAUCGUCAAGCUAGUGAAGCUGCAUCUCCUCUCCUCGGAUCCCCAAAAUUCGAUCCCGUCGGUAACAAGGAACCCUAGCCCACCCUCCCGCACCAACGAAUCCUUCCGAAUUGCUGCGCCGAUGUCGAACCCCAACCUCCCGCCACCGCCGCCCGGCUCGUCGUCGUCCGCGGCUCCGGCGGGGGCCAGCUACUUCCCGCUCCCCUUCCACCUGCAGCAGCAGCAGCCGGUGGUGCCGACCUACCAGUACCAGCAGUACCAGCAGCUGCAGCAGGCGCAGCAGCUCUUCCAGCGCGACGCGCAGACCAUCACCCCCGAGGCGCUCGAGAGCGUCAAGGCCGCCCUCGCCACCAGCGACGUCCUCGACCCCUCCGCCGCCAGGGCCAGCGCCUCCUCCUCCGACGCCGCCGCCAAGAAGAAGGCCGUCCCGCGCCGCGCCGCCGGCCAGUCCUGGGAGGACCCCACCCUCACCGAGUGGCCCGAGAAUGACUUCAGGUUGUUCUGCGGAGAUCUAGGGAACGAAGUUAAUGACGAUGUUCUCUCCAAAGCCUUCUCGCGGUUUCCCUCCUUCAACAUGGCCAAGGUUGUCAGAGAUAAGAGGACUGGAAAAACUAAAGGUUAUGGAUUUGUGAGCUUUUCAAACCCUACAGACCUGGCUGGAGCCAUAAAAGAAAUGAAUGGAAAGUAUGUUGGAAACCGCCCGAUUAAAUUGCGUAAGAGCAAUUGGAAGGAAAGGACAGAUGUUGAGGCUCUACAAAGGCAAAAGAACCACAUUCAGAAGAAGCCUAAAACAGCCAAGAAGGGCAUUCUUCACAAGUAAAGCUCUAUGGAGGCAGACCAGGGUGGCCCCUGUAGAAAAAAGGCUUGCUGCCUUUGGAGUUUGGAUGAAGGACAUCGAAAAAAUACACUGGCUAGUCACUCUUAUGUCACUGGUCAAGGUGCGCGAGGUUGAUAUACCUGUUGAAUUGUCACAGCUUACUAAGCAUUGUUCUCUCUGAUGACAAAUAGAUGUUACAUUUACGAGAGUUACAACAUGUUAGCCUUGUUGUGCAUGACAUUUUGCAUCCUUGACUCUUAACGUUGUAUGUACAAUCAGCUUUGUUUUGAUAUAACGCUGUCGUCAUUGUAUUGCAAGUUAGAGAUGUUUUUAGGAACUGUGCAUUAUUUUUGAAAGAAUUUUCAGUAAUUAUCCAAGAUUUACUGUUCGAGCC
Molecule: messenger RNA, 1558 nt
Organism: Lolium perenne
Lineage: Eukaryota; Viridiplantae; Streptophyta; Magnoliopsida; Poales; Poaceae
Molecular function (GO): mRNA binding
Source: RefSeq, a predicted model, not a curated record